CUGCUUGUUUCUCUAAUCUAUACAGCUUUGGCUCUCCUUGAUCCUUGCUAGGACGGCCGCCCUGCUCUGCACGAAUACCCAAAUGAGCGACGGACGGUACGUCUUGAUCGCAACUGCAGCAGCUGCUGCUGCUUGCCAGUGUCACCCAUCUACCUGCAGCACCAUACAAAAACGAUGUAUCCGACAACCCUAUUUCUACUUCUUGACGCCAGCUGUUUUUGACCUUCGUGCGCGUCCUUUGUUCUCUUCGUCUUCGCUGACCGGCAUCGGACACCCUUGUCUGUUUCUUUUUUCACCUCUCCGCUCUCGGACUUCGGUCCUGUAUCGAGCAACGAGCCCGAAGGGACAUGGCUCACCAUUACCUUUCUUCAUUUAGAUGCCAAAUAGUCGGCAUUUCUCAUCGUCGUUGUCGGAGUA
Messenger RNA from Tilletiaria anomala UBC 951, 417 nucleotides. RefSeq lists its product as uncharacterized. The record is from RefSeq and is a predicted model, not a curated record. The coding region runs from base 83 to 376 and encodes 97 amino acids. Lineage: Eukaryota; Fungi; Basidiomycota; Exobasidiomycetes; Georgefischeriales; Tilletiariaceae. The transcript has a single exon.